Cynocephalus volans (Philippine flying lemur) is the source of this 474-nucleotide messenger RNA. RefSeq names its product LY6/PLAUR domain containing 1 (gene LYPD1). Lineage: Eukaryota; Metazoa; Chordata; Mammalia; Dermoptera; Cynocephalidae. The coding region runs from base 1 to 474 and encodes 157 amino acids. Gene Ontology annotation, biological process: acetylcholine receptor signaling pathway. The transcript is spliced from 4 exons. Gene Ontology annotation, molecular function: acetylcholine receptor inhibitor activity. The record is from RefSeq and is a predicted model, not a curated record.
AUGCGGACGCCGCGGGCAGCACCUGCGGCUCCUCUCGGCGGCGGCUGUCGCCUCAGCUGCAGCAUCGCGGCAACUUUUUGCGGAUUGUUCUUGCUUCCAGGUUUUGCGCUGCAAAUCCAAUGCUAUCAGUGUGAAGAAUUCCAGCUGAACAACGACUGCUCCUCCCCCGAGUUCAUCGUGAACUGCACGGUGAACGUUCAAGACAUGUGUCAGAAAGAAGUGAUGGAGCAAAGUGCGGGGAUCAUGUACCGCAAGUCGUGUGCAUCCUCAGCGGCCUGUCUCAUCGCCUCGGCCGGGUACCAGUCCUUCUGCUCCCCAGGGAAACUGAACUCAGUGUGCAUCAGCUGCUGCAACACUCCUCUUUGCAACGGGCCAAGGCCCAAGAAAAGGGGCAGUUCUGCCUCGACCCUCAGGCCGGGGCUCCCCACCACUGUCCUGCUCCUCAAAUUAGCCCUCUUCUUGGCACAUUGCUGA